Messenger RNA from Cuscuta europaea, 6091 nucleotides. The record is from the annotation of a GenBank genome assembly. Lineage: Eukaryota; Viridiplantae; Streptophyta; Magnoliopsida; Solanales; Convolvulaceae.
GGAAAUGAGAAUUUUGCAACUAUAAAAGAAGGGUGGAAGUAUUUUAUACUUUGUACAUAUGAUGAUGGAUCACAAAUUGAGGAGUGGGGAGUUAGAGGUAGUGGGAAGCUAUGAAAGGAAUGAUCACUUUGGCUGAUCUUAUAAGCAUGCCUAUGCGCAGGCCCAGCAGUAUCUUCUUCUUCUUCAACUCAUCAAGGAUUUGAUUCAUGGGGUUGCCUGAAGCAACUGCAAGCCCACCACACCUCUAUCCUCAGACAAUUCAGCUCAUAAAACUCUAUCAGGCUUUCAUAUUCUCAAUCCCAAUUCUCUUCUCUAUCAUAGUGUUCCUUUUGCUUUACUUGUUCUACCUUAAGAGGAGGAUUUCCAUUGCCUCAACACUUCCCACAACUUUUGCUAAUCAGACUCCCAUGAAUGAAGGAGGCUUUGAUGGGAUAGUCCAAAGUUUCAAACUCCCUAUAAUAGCAUUUGGUGAAGAUUCCACAAUGGAAGAAUCACAGUGCUGUUGCAUUUGUUUGGGAGAGUACGAGAUGGAGGAUGAAUUGCAGCAGCUCCCACCCUGCAAACACAUAUUUCACUCUCAUUGUAUAUCCCAUUGGCUCAGUUCCAACUCUACUUGCCCUAUCUGCAGAUGCUCCGUCUUUACCGGCUCCGGCAAGCUCCCGUCGCCAACAUCUUCUGUACCGGUCCAUUAGUUCCACACUUCCACUGCCGGGACGCAGCAGUUUCAUUUUAAACCCUAACAUCCACAAUGAAUAAUUGUCCAUAAUAUAUAUCUCAUUUGAUUUUGACAUUUUUAGGGACUUAGGCCAUACUUGGAUGUCAUGACUUCUGGAGUUACUCUUGACCAACCAGUUCAAACCAGGAUCCAUUUAUUUACUAUGUAAAUGAAAUAAAAUGAACUUAUGAAGAAAACUUUUAAAAAAUGUACUCUAAAUUAGUCAAAUCUGGCAUUCUGGCCUCUAAUGGAAAUUGAAAAGCCACCCAACUCACUCAGACACAUACACAAGUAAAAAAUUAAGAGUACCAACUACCAAUGCCAAACAUAUAGAAACUCCAGAAACGACAAAUGGGCAUAAAUCAAAGAACCAACACCAAACUUGGGGUUUCUCCUGUUAAGCCUCUUGCCUUCCUUCUCUGUCUUUCUCCCCUCCUUUGACUUGUAGUACACACUCAUGAAGGUGCCAAGAACCAACACCAAACUCCAAUAAUCUAUGGCUAAUUAAUCAAUUAACAUCAGGGGUCUCCACUUUUCUCCUGUUCAGCCUCUUGCACUUCCUUCUCUGUCUUUCUUCCCUUCUUUGACUUGUAGUACACACUCAUGAAGGUGCCUAUGGCUUUGUACUUGCGCCUGCAGUGCUCAUAGAGCCCAGCAUCAAACAUCCUCCAGAAGCUCUUCUCCGACAACUCAGACACUGCAUAUUGUGGUUGGAACCCGUGGUUUUCAAUCAACCAAUUCUCCAAGCGCUGCACUGCCAAUGAACCAUCAAAGACUUCACGUCAUCACCCCUAAGGACAGGGCCAGGUGUGUAGUACACUCCAAUAUCAGUGUACAUUUGGGCAUAGCUCGUGUCGCCCUGCCUUUUGUGCAGCUCAAAUCCCGGUUCCCGAUAUAUCAUGGUUUUCAACGGGAGCCUGUAAGGUCUGUGUGGGCAAAGCCAGAUGGGGUACACCUGUUUAUAAUUAGAGAGUCAUACAAUGAAAUGAUGAUAUAUCAUGGUUUUCAACGGGAGCCUGUCAGUUUGGUAGAAGAAUUUUCCAUCUUAUCAGCCGGAUUUAAAGAAAACGCAUACUUAUUGAUAAUUUUUUUUUUACCGAAAAUAGAAAUUUAUGGGCAAAAAGUAAGAUGCAUAGUUUGUAGCAAAAAUACUACCUUGGUAACUACUCUGCAAACAUCAGUUGCACCUAUUAAAAAUAACACUUUCAUCCAUUGCUCUUUUAUUUUAAUCACACAUUUGACAUUAUUUCACUUACUGAAUCAUGUGGGCUGACAACUGAAGAAAAACAGUAUAUUCAUAGUUUGGGGCUAACGUGUCUUAAACAGAAGAAGGGCAUAAAAAUACACUCAUUUUCGGUGUUGCUUUCUUUAAUUGAUUGAAUAUAUGUAUAAUGUAUUUCAUAUAUCUUAAAUAUAAUUCCAAUCAUUUAAUCAUUUCACCCACAAUUUUUAAAACUGUUCUCAUAAAUUAAGGAAAGAAUGAGUAAAAAGAGGUACCUCCAUCUCUCGGUGAACCCACUCGAGAGCAUCUCCAACCUUGUGGAGAGGAACAAGCAGAUCCUGAAUGACAUGAUUGUCAUGGUAAUAGUUCCUAAUGGCCUCACCUUGAGUAGCCUUAAGUAGAGAUACUUUAGGCGGCAUCAACCACCCGAUCGAGCAGAAACCUAAAUCACCACUGGUCAGCAAAUGGGAGGAUAAGUUUGCCUUCCCAAUACAAGCACCUUAUGUGCCUAUGGUAGUAUUCCCUCGUCGGUAUGUACUCCACAAACUCUCCUUUCUUAAGUGCCGUUUGGGCGUGUUGAUAAAACCAUGUCUUGAACCACCGCCCGACAUCGUUGAUCUUAGUCGCCUCUUCUUUAGACGCAUAUCUACCUGUCAUGCAAACAGCUUCUGUAGGAGUAUAGAUCCAUGGUUUCCACAAAGUCAGGAACCUUAUCCGAGUUGUCUUGGUCUCCAUCUCUGGGUGCAAAUGAGUCUAUGUAAGCCUGUGCGAUUUCUCUAAGAUUACCAACCACAGGUGUGUAAGUCACUUUCAUGUAUUCCUUAAUCGGUAUUAGCUUAAUCUCCGCCGAAACAAGAUGUCCAAGAGUACCCUGAGACCAAGGAAUCCCAUAGAAGAGGUCCGAAUACUCAUUGUCUUUGGUAGCCCGAACUACCUCUCCCUCUGCAAGAAUGAUCUCGUAUGCCACGACUGUGUCCGGAAACAAUCCGUACAAUGAUCCAUCUGAACUGCACUAGGAAGUCCACCCAGCCCUUCUUUCUUUUGGGACGAAGGGGAGCCUCAAGGUCUGACAUUGCUGUUGGUAAAUGAGGGAUGCCCUGCACAGCAGCAACAACAAACACCCGUGUGUGAGACGAAAUAAAAGAUUGAUUUCGUUGUGAAACUAAAAGUGUUGUUUGUUAACGCUUUUUAAAGCUUUAUGUUUACAGUGGGAAGUGGGAGCUGGCCAGAGAAUUGCAAAACUUUCACUGUCCCUCUUUUGUGCUGACCACUAAAUUUAUCCCCACACAAAGAAAGGUGUGAAAAUUGUACUUGCUACUUAUUCUAUAAAGUGAACAAUAAAUUUUCAUUUUCAAAAUCUAACAAAAAAACAGAUUUGUAAAUUUAUUUACUAUAUAUGGAGUAUAAUACUCCAUAUAAAAUUGAAAUAAAUAUGGAGUACGUUUUAACAAAACAAUAUAUACUCAUAUUUAAAAAAACACUGAAAAUCUGUUUGAGAGAAAAAGUCAUUUUGGAAUUUAUAAAUAAAUUAAAGAUAUACUACCUCCAUCUCACCUCGAUUUUUUCUACCCACUUUGAAUUGACACGUUUAUAAUAAAAUGAAAAUACAUGAUUGGAGUUGAUAUAGAAAAAUGAGAAAAAGAGGCAUUACAUAAAUGGGACAGGAAGAAAGUUAUAGGAAAUAUGGAAAAGGAAAGUGAGAAAAAAAAUGGGAAUGAGAGUAUAAAAAAGUCAUAAUAUUGAAAAAAUAUACUUCGUACCCAGUAACACAGAAAUAGUCAAAAAUCAAAAUACUCAUUGGAGAUGUGAACGAAAUCUGUACAGGGAUGUUUCAGGCACAUUUUCGAAAAUAAAUAAGUACUCCCUCCGUUCUUGAAUUUACUUCCGUAGUACAAAUGGCACACGGAUUAAGAAAGUGAGUUUUGUGUGGUGGAGAGUUGUGUAGAGGAGAGAGAAAUGUGUAAGAAUUGCUGUUAACCACAAAUUCUUUGACAAAAAGGGAAAGUGAAGUUCUUUUUGGGACGCACGAAAAUGGAAAGGUGGAAGUAUUUUCAGAGACGGAGAGAGUACUAAAGAAUAAAGAAAGCCACAAUACCAAACUACUCAUUAAAGCAGAUAAAGUAGGUGAACUCAAGCUUUCAUUGUGGCUGUUCAGCAGGUCCAACACUACAAUCACAUGGAUAAAUCAGGGAAAAACAUCACUUUCUUUUGUACACUUUUUGGUCACAACAUGGUUAGAUCCGGAGGAAAUGUGGUGGGUUAAGACUUAGGAGGAUGAAUGAUUGGGUAGCAGUACACCAUUUCAUAAACAUGCAGAAGCUAGAGAAGCUUAAACUCAGAUCUAAACCUCACAUGAAACCAAACAAUAGCUUAAAUAUUUAAUGCAGAUUAGCAGAUCUACAACCCACUUGGCAACACAUGUAAAAGGUAGAAACAAAUAAAUGUAAAAACAUAAAAAUAUACAGAACAAUUUAUAAAAAACCAUUGAUUUUUAAAAACACAGAAAGGAAAUGAAUUUCGUUACAAAAUGAAUCUUGACCAAAUAUUCAAUGAUUAAGAAAAAUCCAUGUUUGGUUCAACCCAUAAAUCUUUUUUAAAUAAAAUCCAAAGCAGAGAAGAAAACAUCAAACUUGAGGUCUUGAAGUGAAAAUUUUGAAAAUUGAGCAAAAUAUUAGUAACAAACCUUCAAUGCUCAAUUAAUUUCAGAUAUAGAAUAAAAGUACUAAGCAUUGCCAGGGAUUUGAUUGGAAAUGACCUUACUUUAGAGUAAGGAUAAGGAUGAAGGUCGCAAAAAUGAAACAAAAAUUAUGAAUAUAACUUAAUAUUUCUCAAAUAAACAACCAGAAUCAAUCGAAAAUUCGAAAUCGAACCAUCAAAAGGAAUGAAACAAGCUGAUAUGUGAACACGGGAUAAUGACAAAUAGACAAAGCAGUGAAGGUGGUUAAGCAAGACUAGCCAGAAGACAGAGCAUGAUAUCACAAAGCAAACAAGAUCUUCUCUAACACUUCAAUUUAUAUGAAGAAAGACUCAACCUUCAAAAAAGCAAAGAAAUUGGGACAAUAAACAUUUGGCAUAAAGAGUUUGGCACCACCACUUCAUAGAAAUGUGAAAUCUUAUACAAUAAACAUAUUUAGUACUACCUCUAUCCCACUGACAUUGAAACAUUGACACACUAUAAAAAAGGAUGACACCCCAUCCCUGAGGGCCCCCAACCCCGACCGGACGUUACGUUGGGAGGAUGUAAAUUGGACUAUAAUCCCAAAUUCCCAAUCUGACAGGUAGAGAGUGGGACUCUGUCCCCGGUACUUGCAGAGGCUCUAUGCAUUUUUAGCAUAGUAACCCUCAUUGCAGUUGAUGGGAUUCGAACCCGGGACCUAACCCUUGUAGCACUCUCUUGCUACCAUAUUGACACACUAUAAAAUAAGCAUAACCUAAGAAUCAUUUAGAACUUUUUAAAUGUUACUCCAUGCUAAAUUUGGUACGAGACAAUAAGUAGUGAAACAAAAGGUACAGAGAGCUCACUUAACUGAAAAAAGAAGAGAAACUAAGUAUGCUUCAAAAAGAUUAAGAAUGUGGUUUAAUUGAGAUGAAUUAAAGACUUACGGGUGCUGAAAAACGCUAUAUUGUGCAGAGGCUAAUACACUACGGGUCCACUAGUAUACCUCUUGGCUUAGCUAGAGAGUGGAAACGUCUAGCGCUGGUAGAAUAGAAAAAUGAAGAAAAGAGCUUUCAUUAGAGACAGAAGAAAGAAAGCUCGUAUGAGGGAGAAGAGAACUUGCAUUACCUUUGAAUCUCCGUAUUGAGAAAAGAUCAAAUGUUUGCCUUCUUCGCUAUCGCUGGAGCUAAUAGCCACAGGUUUUGUUCUGUUGGCCGGAUGGGGUUUACUUUACGGUUGCCGGGCGUAGAUUAUGGAUUUAAUUGGUCUGAAAUUUGGUCCUCUUUGUCUUAUUCUUAUCUGGGUUAAUUUAGGAGAAAUGGUGACAAAUAGGACCUUAAGUUUCAGUAUAUACCUAAAUAAGACCUUUGACAUUUUUAACUCCUAAAUAAGACCUAAUUUUAAGAUGUUUCCAAAAUUGACCCUAAGAUCUCAUCCCCUGGCAAGCAGUCCCUUUCUCUAAUCCUCCCUCUUGGUGACAAACUCAGCCAGAUACAAC